AUGAAGUCAACCCUCCUAGCAGCGGCACUCCUUCAAGGAGCCGCCCAAGCCCAACAAAUGAUACGUUUCGGCUGCUCCCAGCUCGUCGUCUCCCGCCUCGACCCCCUCGUCAACCCAGGCCUGGAACAGUCUCCCCACGUCCAUCAAAUCGUCGGUGGUAACUCCUUCAACGCCCACAUGCCCUUCGAGCAAGGCUUCGACCUCGUCAAAAACUCCACCUGCACCUCGUGCACCUUCAGCGAGGACUUUAGCAACUACUGGACCGCCGUCCUCUACUUCAAGGCCCGCAACGGCACCUACAAGCGCGUGAGGCAGUUCCCCAACGUCGGCCUUCGAACAGACGGCGGCGUGACAGUCUACUACAUCCCACCGUACGACGGUAAGACAACCGUCACCGCCUUCAAGCCCGGCUUCCGCAUGCUCGUCGGCGACGCCGGCCUCCGCCAGAACAGGGGCAUGCAAAAGCAGCUCUGCCACCGCUGCCUCGGCGCUGGGUACGACCGCGGCGGAGCCCCCUGCACAGGAAGCGACAGCACUACCCUCCCCAACAAGUUCUGCGACGGCGGCAUCAGAACCACCAUCACGUUCCCCACCUGCUGGGACGGAAAGAAUCUCGACGCGCCUGACCACAAGAGCCACGUGGCGUACCCCCAGACUGGAUCGUUCGAGAGCACCGGCCCCUGCCCGAGCUCGCACCCGGUUAGACUGCCGCAGUUGAUGUAUGAGGUCAUGUGGGAUACCCAGGCGUUCAACGACAAGAGCCUCUGGCCCGAGGAUGGGUCGCAGCCGUUUGUGUGGAGCACUGGUGACGGGCUUGGGUACUCCCAACACGGCGAUUACGUCUUUGGCUGGAAGGGAGACUCUCUGCAGCGCGCGCUCGAUGCCCGUUGUUCCAAUGCGGUUUGCAAGGAGCUCAAGACCCAAUCGUCUGAGGAGGCGAUGAGGUGCACUCAGCCACAGAAUGUUCCAGAGAAUGUUGAUGGAUGUAAGUUUGCCUCGCUGGGAGAUGCUGGUGAAGAUUAUGCUUGCUGA
Podospora anserina S mat+ is the source of this 1032-nucleotide messenger RNA. RefSeq lists its product as uncharacterized. NCBI's taxonomy places the organism in Eukaryota, Fungi, Ascomycota, Sordariomycetes, Sordariales, Podosporaceae. Bases 1 to 1032 code for a protein of 343 amino acids. The record is from RefSeq and is a predicted model, not a curated record. The transcript is spliced from 2 exons.